Messenger RNA from Cyprinodon tularosa, 3206 nucleotides. RefSeq names its product ral guanine nucleotide dissociation stimulator-like. Gene Ontology annotation, cellular component: plasma membrane. Gene Ontology annotation, biological process: positive regulation of GTPase activity; Ras protein signal transduction. The transcript has 18 exons. Gene Ontology annotation, molecular function: guanyl-nucleotide exchange factor activity. The record is from RefSeq and is a predicted model, not a curated record. Bases 300 to 2774 code for a protein of 824 amino acids. Lineage: Eukaryota; Metazoa; Chordata; Actinopteri; Cyprinodontiformes; Cyprinodontidae.
CCUUCCUAGAGUCUUAAAGCAGCUGGCAGUCUGUGUCGUUGAUGUGAACGUUUGACACUCACCCUGAAGGUUUCAGAAAUGGACCGGCUCACAGAACUUCUCCUAAUUCACCUUCUGUCUUCUGGGAACGAGUUAAUUUUUUCCCAGUGUUGCUCUUUGUGUUGUUGACACAGCUGGAAGAGUAAACACGUGCGAGCCGAGCGUCUGCGGGGGUUCGGCCAAUCUGCGACGAGGGGAGUGGGAUCCCUGAUGGGUCUUAGCUUCAGGAUCUCGUGGUUCCGGUUCUGAUCCAAGCAGUUAUGCGGUGCUGGGGCCGUUGGAGCUGCGGGUUGCUGGGCAGAAGUGGCGCCUGCUGCUUGGACAGAGAGGAUUAUUACCAUCCGGUCCAGAGAUCGGACACACAGAGCUCGACCCAGGAGAUCGGCGAGGAGGCGGAGGAGGAUGCCAUCUUCACCAUCACGCUGAGGAAGAUGCAGCUCCACCAGUCAGCCAGCAAGGGGCAGCGGUGGCUGGGUGUGGAUACGGACUCCGCCCUGAGCCUCUAUGAGACGUGCAAAGUGCGAACCAUCAAGGCCGGGACGCUGGAGAGGCUGGUGGAGUACAUGGUGUCAGCCUUCAAGGGCAAAGACUCCACCUACGUCACCAUCUUCCUCUGCACCUACCGCUCCUUCGCCACCACCAAGCAGGUGCUGGAUCUCCUGCUCAACAGGUACGCCAAGCUCCAGAACAUCCCUGCUGUCUCCGCACAUCGAGUCUCCCAGGACGACCGCACAGAGUUGAGGAACACCGUCUCUUCCAUCCUGGGCGCGUGGUUGGACCAAUACUCAGAGGACUUCUGGAGCCCUCCGAACUACGAAUGUCUGCACCAGCUCCUGGCUUACCUCCACCUCCACUUCCCCGGCUCGGACCUGGAGCGCCGCGCCCGCAACCUGCUGGCCCACUUCCACCGCCGACAGCAGUGUGAGCCUGAUCCCGAUGGGGAAAACAUCGGCUGCCCUUUCGCUACGCAGGAAGAAAGCGGCUUUGAGGACGAGCUUCCUGCUUUCAGCUUCCUGUCGUUUGACCCCAUCAUGGUGGCGGAGCAGUUCACACUCAUGGACGCAGACCUGUUUAAGAAGGUGGUGCCGUACCACUGCCUGGGGGGCAUCUGGUCUCAGCGGGACAAGAAAGGCAAGGAGCAUCUGGCUCCCACCAUCAGAGCCACUGUGGCGCAGUUCAACUCAGUGACCAACUGUGUGAUCACCACCUGCCUGAGCAACCCCACGCUGAAGCCCAACCAGAGAGCCCGGCUCAUCGAGAGGUGGAUCGAUGUGGCGCGGGAAUGUCGGAUCCUGAAGAACUUCUCCUCGCUGCGAGCGAUCCUCUCUGCCCUGCAGUGCAACGCAAUCCACCGCCUGAAGAGGACAUGGGACGAAGUUUCUCGGGAAAGUGUCAGAACCUUCCGCGAGCUGUCAGAAAUCUUCUCAGAUGAUAAUAACUAUUCCUUGAGUCGAGAGCUGCUGGUGAAGGAGGGCACCUCGAAGUUUGCAACUUUAGAAAUCAACCCCAAACGAGCGCAGAGGAGACACCAGCAGCAGAGAGACCUGGGGGUCAUGCAGGGGACCAUUCCUUAUUUGGGGACAUUCCUGACUGAUCUUGUGAUGAUGGACACUGCCAUGAAGGAUUACACCGAGGGAGGUCUGAUCAAUUUUGAGAAGAGGAGAAAGGAGUUUGAGGUGAUAGCUCAGAUCAAACUGCUCCAGUUGGCCUCAAACAACUACAGCUUCACUCAGGAAAUCCACUUCAGAGAGUGGUUCGCAGCCGUGGAGAAACUCAGCGAGGCAGAAAGCUACAAUCUGUCCUGUGAGAUCGAGCCUCUGUCCGAGUCGGCCAGCAACACGCUGAGAGCCAAGAAGAACGGAGGAAUCAUGAAGCGAUGGAGCGACCGGCAGUUGACGGAGGCGGGCUGCAGCGGCGGCGCAGGCUCCCACUCAAAGUCCUUCGACCACUCCCACUACAGACCGUACCAAGGAGGAGGCGGGGACAGCGGCGACGCCCUCAGUGUAACGUCUGUCAGCUCCAGCGGGUCGGACCUGGAGGACGUGAACACCAGCUUUCUGUCUGAUUCACCGGAGGGACACGAGAGGAAGACAUCGACUCCUUCAGUGAAGCUCACCGUCUCUGCUUUAGGGAGAGAAGCUCCAGCUGCGGAUACGACCUCAACGUGUCCUCCUCAGUUCUGGGAGUGCACGUCUCUGUCUUCCCUGGACACCUCUGGGAUGGGAUCCAGCUCCGGCUCUGCCUCGGGCUCCAGCAGCACGUCCUCCUCCUCGGUCUCCUCUUCCACGCCGCUGUCCGCCUCCCGCUCCCACAAACGCUCAGUGUCGGCGGUGUCCAACUACUCCACGCUGUCGCUGCCGCUAUACAACCAACAGGUGGACGACUGCUGCAUCAUCAGGGUCAGCCUGGAUGUGGAAAACGGCAACAUGUAUAAGAGCAUCCUGGUGACCAGUCAAGACAAAACCCCAGCAGUGAUCAGGAAGGCCAUAAUCAAACACAACCUGGAGCGGGAGAAAACCGAGGACUACGAGCUGAUGCAGAAGAUCUCAGAGGACAAAGAGCUCCGGAUUCCAGAUAACGCCAACGUCUUCUACGCCAUGAACUCCACUGCCAACUACGACUUUGUGCUAAAGAAGCGCGGCUUGGGCCGGCCGGUGCGGGCCAAGACCGUGGCCAGUUCAACGCUGCCUCGCAUGAAGCAGAAGGGACUGAAGAUCGCUAAAGGGAUUUUCUGAGGUCCGCCUUUCUCCACCCGCUGGACUCCCAGUCUCUGGUCCUCAGGAGAGACGAGCCAACCUGGAGCGUCCACGUUUGGGACUGAGGCAGAGACCGGACCUUUCUGUGGCACUUUAGCACUUCACUGGAUGAGUUGCUUCUUCAGGACCCUUGGAGGAAAUGGGAGUUUGUUUUCUUACAGCUACAAACUCAGGAAAGUGGGACAAACUCGGACUCAUCACCUUCCGCCUGGUUGGGAUCAAACAUCUGAAUAUCUGACGCCUCACGUUUUUGUUUACAUCUCAGUUCAACCAUCCUUCUGCACCUUCACUUUUUAAUCCUCCUCAAUGGAUCACACUCUUAACGCUCAUCAUCCAGAGACAAAGCAAGACGAGAUCCAGGGUUCCAGCUCUGCGUUUUAAGGCUCAGAACGUGCUUCUGCUGGGAGCGUC